AUGUUGAACAAAGACCAACAGAAGGAUUCCCAGAAUCGGCAAGAUGAGGCUCGUUUGCUUGGUGCCAGAUAUCCUGACUCGAACGCUGUCAGGAUAAAGCCCGGAGCAUUUCAUUCUAGGAACAAGAAACCAGGGGUAAAUACUAGUCUUAACGUCCAUGACAAUGACAUCUCAUCUGAUCCUCGGUCACAGUCCAACUUCGCGUUCUCCCCCAAGGACAAACUUUCACAGAAUGCCCGAAGCAGCGGGCCGGUCCGUUCCUACGGAUCAAAUCAACAAAUUUCACGGAGGAAGUCGCACCACUUUGAGGAUGAUUUUGAAGAGUCGAGUCGGCCUACCAAGAUGCAGCGCCAAAGUGAAACCAGCGAAACCGUCGACCUUACGGCCCCAGCAAAUUCGGCCACGGAUCGGCUUGAACAGGACCCCACGCCCUUUGUGUCCCAACGAAAUUCAACACAUCGCAACCGACAUGAAGGUUUUAUGGAUGCAGAGACUGGCGUCAGAUUAGCGCAUAGCUCUAUUCACCCUCAACAUGGUCAAAUCUCUUCAGCUGGCUCUCGCGAUGAAAGAUUCACCGAGACAGCAGCGCAGCAACGGCGUGAUCAGGCGAGAUCUAAAGCUCCCCGGCUGUAUCAGCCCAAUGGCAGAGCAAGCCAGACUUCUGAGGCUAUUGUGAUUGGGAACAUUGAGGCCGGACCAAAGAGAGCUGGUCGGAACCGCACUGCAGUUCCUUCUGCGAGCAUUCAUCGUCCUGUCAACGGCAGGGAAAGUCCAGAUGAGCUUCAGGGCGGCAUCACCACACAUCAAGUACCGAGAUCUUUCUCAGGAACACAACUCCAGACCACUCGCCCAUCCAAACCAGGAAUUUACACGGAACCACCGACUCGAAAACGCUCCCCGUCCGAUGCCCGAACCCCGGAAUUUGCGCCGCCAUCACCAGCUACAAAGAAGCCCAAAGUCUCUCAAAAGAAUUCCGAUAAGAAACACCUAUCGCGAUACUUCCGAACCGGCUCCUUCGGCAAAUCUUGUAACAAGAUGGAAUAUGUUCCAAUCUAUUCUAACAUGGAAGGUCUUGAACUUCGUGAGGAUGUACUCGGCCAGGGCAACACGAUAUCUAUCCCAUUUCAACAAAUUCGUCAGAUCUUCAUCGGAGAGCCUCCCAGUAGGAAAGUGAGAAUCAAAAUGUUGCAAAGUUCCGUCCAAGCAGAUGACCAGCUCGACGUGGAGUUUUGGACUACUGAUGAAAAGCUCCAAUUUGUGGAAGUGUUGAAGCAAGGCAAUGACAACGCCCAUCGUCCUUCUAAAGAGAUGAAAUGGAUGGACAAGGCGUUUUUAAAAUACGAAAAGCAGUUCCCACAGGAAAACAAAUUGCCCAAGAAGCGGGUUCUUGAUGACCUGGUGGAAGAUCCUGGUCCUGCGCACUCUCCAACUCCCUCACGACGACCCAAACUUUCAAAAUCCUUGAGAGACGAUCAUGGUGAAGUCAACAAUGUGAACUUACGUGAGAUCAAACGUGUUGCUCAGGAAAAGGGAAAAUAUGGAAACGGCAUCACCGACUCUGGAACGUCUGCCAAAGAGCAACAAAAUUCACGACUUCUUAAUCCAGAUACUGAAGUUGAUAUUCGAUCUACCGCCAACCCACUGGAACGCGAGACCCGGUCCUCUGCCCGCUGUGUCGCUAGUAAGCCCGACUCGUCCAAUGGAGACAAUGCAUCGGAAGCCCACUCGAACUCACUUCUCAGAGAUGAUUCUUUCCUGCACAAAUGGAAGAAACCAUUGGUAUAUCCGCGAAAUGGAAAAAAGAAGGCUGAGGUUACCCUCGGCGAUCGUGAACGACUACUUCGAGACGACUUUCUGAACGAUAACCUGAUCGCCCUCUACAUGCGUUUCCUUCAGGACCACCUCGAACGCACCAACAAAGAGGCUGCCAAUCGAAUCUACUUUUUCAAUACCUACUUCUUUGCGACUCUCACCAACACCCCACGGGGUGAUCGUGGGAUCAACUACGGUGGUGUAGAGAAGUGGACUCGGAGCGUCGAUCUCUUCAGUUAUGAUUAUAUCGUCGUCCCUAUCAAUGAGAAUGCGCAUUGGUACGUUGCAAUCAUUUGCAACUUGCCAAGUUUGCCUCUUGGUUCCGUCGACGGCGUAGAACGGGUUCAAACACCGACUCUACAGAAAGAAUCAUCCAAUGCGUCUGAGAGUGAGAUCCAGGAAAUUGAAGAAACGCCCGAGCCGGAAACAAAGUCAAAUUCAGAGCCCAACGCUUCCAACAAAGCCAGACAACCUCGUGAUAUUCGAAAGGGGUCUGAAACCAGGAAAGACCUUGCUUCCCUCCAGCUUGAGGCGGAUGAGCAUGGGAUCCCGGAUAGGAAGAACUCAGAGCAGUCCACACCCGGCGAGAAUUCGCUUCCAUCCCCAAAUCUCUCCAAAUUCGCAGCCCAAAAGCUCGCCCAAGACCAGGCCGCAGCGUCCCUACCGACAAACAAAUCCAAGAAGAAGAGAACCGGAUUGAAGUUGGAUCCCAACCAAACAACGAUCAUCACGUUUGACUCCCUCGACAUGCCUCGCUCCCCCACCAUCAAAAUCCUACGCGAGUACAUCUGCCGCGAAGCGGUGUCUAAACGUGGCGUGGAACCCGACCCGACCGACGUCAAGGGCAUGCGAGCUCGUGACAUCCCUCUUCAGCCCAAUUUCUGGGACUGUGGGCUUUAUCUACUGGCCUACUUGGAGAAGUUUAUUCAAAGCCCUGAUUGGUUCAUCACGAAGGUACUACAGCGCAGUAUGAAUUCUAAUAAUGACUGGCCUCCACUAGGCUCUGGUCUCUUGCGAUACCGUCUUGGCAAGUUUCUGGACGAGCUGUAUGAGGAACAGCGGCAAGCCGAUGAGCCUGUUAUGGCAGCCAGACAACUCGUUUCAUUCCUGCUUGGUCCACCCCUUCCUUGUCAGGCGGAACAUGCGGAUGUCGAUGUGGUACCUGAGUCCCAGCACGAAACUGAUCGUCCAAAAGACCCUGCAAAGACUGCCUUUUCAAAGAUUGAAGACUCAAGUGGAGAUUCAACCGUGGACCAGAUGCAUCUCUUACCUACCGAAACCCUCCCGAAAUCACACAAAGCAACCUCCAACCCACCUACCGAUACGAAGCCGCAGACUCACCAUGUUGCUCCACCGAAGGAAGAACCCAUCAUCCAGGUACCCGGUAGCCAGGAAGAGCCCAAAGUGCCAGGCACGCCGCCCCCUACAAGAAAAGAACGAAGGAAACAAAGCCCCCAAGGCCCUUCGCGAAAGAGAUGA
Molecule: messenger RNA, 3291 nt
Organism: Penicillium digitatum Pd1
Lineage: Eukaryota; Fungi; Ascomycota; Eurotiomycetes; Eurotiales; Aspergillaceae
Source: RefSeq, a predicted model, not a curated record